UUUUUUUUUUAUUUAUUUAUACAUUUGUACAUGUUUACAAUAAAAAGCAUAAUACGGUUUGCCAUAUUAGCUCCUAUUAUAGUCAUUUUGUUGACUAUUGGCUGGUAUCAACAAGCUAUUGAUCAUGUUAACAUUUUUGGAAAUACAUUGCUUACAGAUUACUAUACUGAUUCUUAUAUUAUUGCGGGUUAUUUUAUCAAUUGGGGAAUUUAUGAUCGAAAUUUCAAUGUUGUAGAUCUGGAAGUAGAUAAAUUAUCGCACGUUUUAUAUGCAUUUGCUAACGUCAAUUUGGACGGUACAAUUGUCCUUGGAGAUUCAUGGGCAGAUACAGAUAUAAGAUUCUCAAAAGAUAAAACUGUAGAUGGUAUUGUCGACUCUUGGAAAGAAAACGAUAAAGAUUUGCAUGGUAAUUUUAAGCAACUAGCAUUACUAAAGCAACAAAAUCGACAUCUAAAAGUAUCACUAAGCAUUGGUGGCUACUCAUGGAGUUCUAAUUUCUCAGUAAUAGCUUCUACUCCAGAGACACGAAGUCAGUUUGCAAAUACAGCAGUAAACCAUGUUAAAAAUCUGGGUUUAGAUGGUAUUGAUAUUGAUUGGGAAUUUCCAAAAGAUCAAAAAGAUGCUGAAAACUAUGUCUUAUUACUUGAAGAAGUAAGAAAGUCAUUAGAUGAUUAUCAAAGGACUUUUGAUCCUACAGAUGAGUCAUUCAUACUGUCUGUUGCUAUGCCCUGUGGGCCUGAAAAUUAUAGAAUUUUGAAAUUGGAUAAAAUGGCAAAAUAUGUAGAUAUUUUUUAUUUAAUGGCAUAUGAUUUUGCUGGCAGUUGGGAUAAAGUGACUGGUCAUCAAUCUAACCUUUAUGGUGGUGCUCUUAAUGUAAAUCAAGCAGUAACUGAUUUUGAGAAAGCGGGCAUACCUUCAAAAAAGAUUGUUAUGGGUAUCCCAAUGUAUGGUAGAGCAUUUUCAAAUACAAAUAGUGAACCAGGAUCAAUUUACAAGGGAGUUCCUAAUGGAUCUUGGGAAAAGGGUUCGUUUGAUUAUAAGGAUUUACCUAGACAAAAUGCAAAGGAAUUUAUAGAUAAAAGUAAAGGUGCUUCCUGGUCCUAUAGUGAAACAAAUCAAGAAUUUGUUACUUAUGAUACUCCAGUGGUGGUGGAAGUAAAAUGUGAAUAUAUUAAAAAUAGAAAAUUAGGUGGAGUCAUGUUUUGGGAAUUAAGUGCAGAUGUAAAAAGUAUCAAUAACAGUUCAAGAAGUCUUUUAAACACUGCUUAUCUCAGCUUAGGUGAUAAAUUAAAUACAGUAGAAAAUCACAUUUUAUUUCCUCUUAGUGAAUAUAAAAAUAUACCUCAUUUUUCUUGAUCUAAUCAACGUGUCAUUUUUUAUUACUAAAAAAAAAAAAUGAAACAAGUUUAUUAUAAUAACAGUCACUUUUUUUUUUUAAUCUGUGUUAAAG
Cokeromyces recurvatus is the source of this 1450-nucleotide messenger RNA. RefSeq names its product chitinase. Gene Ontology annotation, biological process: carbohydrate metabolic process; chitin catabolic process. Gene Ontology annotation, cellular component: extracellular region. The record is from RefSeq and is a predicted model, not a curated record. Gene Ontology annotation, molecular function: chitin binding; chitinase activity. Lineage: Eukaryota; Fungi; Mucoromycota; Mucoromycetes; Mucorales; Mucoraceae. The coding region runs from base 31 to 1356 and encodes 441 amino acids. The transcript has 4 exons.